AUGGUCUCAAUCAAAGAGAAACUUGUGAUCUCUUACGAUGGAAGCCCUGAAUGCACUAUUCCAAGCAAUCUAGUCACCAAGUUGGAGGAUGGAGACCAAAAAUUUCUGAAGCUGAGGCCUUCCUCAGUGGCUUUAGCACAAGUGAUUUGUGGAGGUUGUUCAAUGAAGAACCCCACUUUCACUCAUAGCCCCAGGCUCAAAGAGCUGAAGGAUAAAUUGGAUCAGGCCUUGCUGCAGGCAUCUGCAGAACAACAUUCUCCUGAUGAUGAUGGGCCAGAACUGUUUGGUGGGCAAGCAACAGAUGUAGCUGUUGCCUUGGAGGAAAGGCAGCUGGAAGCUGUAUUUGCAUACCUGAAGGAGGAUUGCGCGACCCUACAUGAAGACAAGAAAAGGAAUUACAACAAAACUGGGUCCUAUGCCAAGAGGCCAAGAACUGAUGCCUCCAGCAAUAGCUAG
Messenger RNA from Durusdinium trenchii, 456 nucleotides. NCBI's taxonomy places the organism in Eukaryota, Dinophyceae, Suessiales, Symbiodiniaceae. The record is from the annotation of a GenBank genome assembly.